AUCUGUUAGCAAAGCAAAGCAAAGUAGACACAAUCACCAUGUCAUUUCUUUCAACAGGAACAACAUCAGCAGCUACAAAUAGUGCUACUGCAAAUGGCCAGGAACUUAUCAAUGAUAUAACCAUAAACAACCCACCUACAGACACCAUAACCGACAUUGCAUUCUCACCACAACAAGAGCUUCUCGCUGUGAGUUCGUGGGAUAAGAAAGUCCGAAUUUACGAAAUUGACUCUAAUCUGGGCAACAACCAAGGCCGGGCAAUGUUUGAGCACGAUGCGCCUGUCUUCAGUGCCAGAUGGUCAAUUGAUGGAACUAAAGUUGUCAGUGGUGGUGGAGAUGGCCAAGUCAAAAUCUACGAUAUUGCCAGUGGAUCCACCCAGCAAAUCGGACAGCACGACAACGUGGUAAGAGCAGUUAGAUACGUUGAAUGCGGCGCUACAAACACCCCUGUGGUUGUCUCCGGGUCGUGGGACAAGACAUUGAGGUAUUGGGAUAUGAGAUCGCCCCAACCGAUCACCACCAUUCAAUUGCCAGAGCGAGUUUAUUGCAUGGAUUCGUCCCAGAAAUUACUCGUUGUGGGUGGAGCCGACCGCCAUAUAAGUGUAAUUGACUUGAACAACCCUCAACAAAUAUUCAAGAGCUACCAAUCACCAUUGAAAUGGCAAACCAGAACUGUCUGCUGUUACCCACAAGCCAAUGGGUUCGCCAUUGGGUCAAUCGAAGGGAGAUGUGCCAUACAAUAUAUUAACGAUAAUGAACAAAAGAAAUUCGGGUUUUCAUUCAAGUGCCAUAGAAAGAGUGGAAGCAGCAGCACCACCAGCACCACCACACGUACCACCACCAGUAGUUCAGAAUCACAAGCAUACUCCGUCAAUGCCAUCUCAUUCCACCCAGUUUACGGUACGUUUAGUACCGCUGGCUCCGAUGGAACCUUCUGCUUCUGGGACAAGGACGCCAAGCAAAGAUUAAAGAGCUUCCCGGUAUUGCCUGGUACUAUCACUGCUACUGCAUUUAACAAGACGGGUAACAUUUUUGCCUAUGCCGUGAGUUACGAUUGGUCUAUGGGAUACAUGGCUAAUAGACAAGAUUACCCAACCAUGAUAAAGUUGCAUGCUACCAAAGAUGAUGAAAUAAAGCAAAAGAACAAGAGGUGAACAAGUACGAAUCUAUUAUAACUCGAUAUAGUAAUUAGAUAUUAAUUAGAUGGUAGGUG
Molecule: messenger RNA, 1213 nt
Organism: Spathaspora passalidarum NRRL Y-27907
Lineage: Eukaryota; Fungi; Ascomycota; Pichiomycetes; Serinales; Debaryomycetaceae
Gene: GLE2
Product: RNA export factor
Exons: 1
Coding region: 39-1154 (371 amino acids)
Biological process (GO): RNA export from nucleus; transcription-dependent tethering of RNA polymerase II gene DNA at nuclear periphery
Cellular component (GO): nuclear pore
Molecular function (GO): ubiquitin binding; RNA binding
Source: RefSeq, a predicted model, not a curated record